AUGAUUUCCACGAACUGUUGGUUUCAGAAUUUAGAGGUGAAUGUGAGGGUCUAGUUUAAUCAUGGAAGUAUAUGGGGCAUGUGACCAAGAUAUAAUAUGAAUAAUAUGUACCUCAUUUUCGUCCUUCCCUUUGUUGUCAUAGUGGAAUUCAUUUAUCCAUGCCAUCGAGGAUUUGUAAGUUAGCAAGCUCCUGCUCUGAGUUUGCUUCCAUAUGAGAUUGGCGUACUCUGGGUGGUCAAUGAAAGGAUUUCUGUUGUGUUGGUACAGCCUGCAUACUCUUUCGUUCCUCAACUUCUCAGCUUUUGAUGGCGGGUCGAAUUCAUUCCACUUCAGCAACGUGGAGAGGAGUCCCAUUUCUCUGUUCUCUAUAAGAGAUUAUAGCAUUCAUAAGUCAGUAAACAGUUCAUCACGGACAAACACUUCAGAGUAG
Spirodela intermedia is the source of this 430-nucleotide messenger RNA. NCBI's taxonomy places the organism in Eukaryota, Viridiplantae, Streptophyta, Magnoliopsida, Alismatales, Araceae. The record is from the annotation of a GenBank genome assembly.